This is a messenger RNA of Colletotrichum higginsianum IMI 349063, 1110 nucleotides long. RefSeq names its product Eukaryotic translation initiation factor 3 subunit F. Bases 1 to 1110 code for a protein of 369 amino acids. Gene Ontology annotation, cellular component: eukaryotic translation initiation factor 3 complex, eIF3m. Gene Ontology annotation, molecular function: metallopeptidase activity; translation initiation factor activity; translation initiation factor binding. NCBI's taxonomy places the organism in Eukaryota, Fungi, Ascomycota, Sordariomycetes, Glomerellales, Glomerellaceae. The transcript has 2 exons. Gene Ontology annotation, biological process: translational initiation. The record is from RefSeq and is a predicted model, not a curated record.
AUGGCUGUCGCCGAAACUGAGAAGUUCCUCCACCUCUCGCGGCCCAUCGCGCCGGCCACGAUUGGCAUCCCAGGCAACAUUGCCCCGCUCACCGUCAACAUCCAACCCCAGGCUAUCCUCUCCAUCCUCGACCAUGCCGUGCGAAGAGACAUCCGCGAUACGCAAUCAACCCGCGUUAUCGGCGCCCUCGUUGGUGUCCGCUCCGAAGAUGGCACCGAGGUCGAAGUGCGCUCCUGCUUCGCCAUCCCUCACACCGAGAACGAGGAUCAGGUCGAGGUGGACGUCGACUACCAGAAGAACAUGCUGGCUCUCACCCUCAAGGCCAACCCGCGCGAGUCCCUCCUCGGCUGGUACACCACCACCCACGAGCUUAACUCCUUCUCCGCCCUGAUUCAGAACUUCUUCGCCUCCCCGGAGACCGGCACUUUCCCCCACCCCGCUGUCCACCUGACCAUCAGCACCGACCCGACCUCCGACAUCGAGGCCCGAUGCUACAUCUCUGCCCCUGUCGCCGUCAACGCCGAGCGCGCCGCCGAGAGCUGCCUCUUCAUCCAGGUGCCCCACAAGCUCAUGUACGGCGACGCCGAGCGCAGCGCCCUCGAGGCCAUCUCCAUGGCCAAGGACACCGAGGACCGCACCGCCCCUGUCGUCUCCGACAUUGAGGGCCUCGCCCGCUCCAUCGAGUCCGGCGCCAACCUUAUCGAGCGCGUCAGCGAUUGGGUCAACGGCAUCCUCGAUGAGGAUGAGGAGCCCAACCAGGCCCUUGGCCAGUAUCUCAUGAACGCCCUCUCGCUCGCCCCCAAGGUCGACCCCGAGCAGAUCGAACACGAUUUCAACAACCACAUCCAGGACGUCCUCAUGGUCUCCUACCUGGCCAACACCAUCCGCACCCAGAUCGAUCUGUCGCAACGGCUGGCUGUUGCCAACCUCACUGCCGGCGAGAAGGAUGGCGAGGGCAAGGCUACCGAGGGCGGCGAGAAGGGCGAGCAGCGGGGCGGUGGUGGACGUGGCGGCAAGCGUGGCGGACGCGGCGGCGGACGCGGCGGUGGCCAGAGGGGGGAGCCCAGAGAGCCCCGCGAGCCUCGCGAGCCGAGGGAACCCACCGAGUAA